AUGAGGACUAGUUGCAAUGGCUGUAGGGUUCUUCGCAAAGGGUGCAGUGAGAACUGCGAAAUCCGACCAUGCAUUGAGUGGAUCAAAUCGCCGGAAUCCCAAGCCAACGCCACUCUUUUCUUGGCCAAAUUCUACGGCCGUGCCGGACUUCUCAACCUCAUAAAUGCCGGAGAACGGCACCAGCGCCCAGGGAUUUUCAAGUCGCUGCUGUACGAGGCAUGCGGAAGGAUUGUGAACCCGACUUUUGGUUCGGUGGGAUUGCUCUCCUCCGGGAACUGGGCCCAAUGCCAGGCUGCUGUCGACGCUGUGCUCGCGGGAUCACCGAUUGUGGAAACCAAUGUGCCAGUGCCACACCUGAACCCUAACCCGGUUCCUCCUGUCAACUCCUGUGACAUACGCCACGUGUCUAAGGACACGAGUAUGGGGAAGAACAAGAACCGGUUCACGAGGUCCAUGACCAGGCCGAAAAUCCAGCUCGACUCGAUCACCGGGGCGGCGGCAGAAUGGAGCGGGGUCAAUCUGCAUGAGUUUGGCCAGAGUUCCAGCGGAGGAGGGGAGAGAAGCAUGCAGUCUUUGGAGUCGGUGGAGGCUCCGUGGGAGAUGAUGCAGAUGAACCGGGGCAAACCGAACCCGGUUGGGAAAGAUGAGAAGGAUGAGGUCGGGUUGGAACUGACACUUGGGUCUGGGUUCGGGAAACUGAACGGAAAACAGUAA
Argentina anserina (silverweed cinquefoil) is the source of this 714-nucleotide messenger RNA. RefSeq names its product LOB domain-containing protein 42-like. The transcript is spliced from 2 exons. Lineage: Eukaryota; Viridiplantae; Streptophyta; Magnoliopsida; Rosales; Rosaceae. Gene Ontology annotation, biological process: regulation of gene expression. Bases 1 to 714 code for a protein of 237 amino acids. The record is from RefSeq and is a predicted model, not a curated record.